AUGGCAUUGAUUCUCCUAAUCGCUUGUAUCAUUUUUGUUUGGAUAACUUCUCUAUUCAAAAUUUUCCUUCUUGCUCGCAUCCGUUCCACCAAACAUUUUACGCUGAAUGGUAGAGCUUUUCGGAAGAGAAAUGUCUUACUGGUUAUUGCUCACCCUGAUGAUGAAUCCAUGUUCUUUGCUCCAACUAUAAAUUUUCUGACAUCAAGAGGGCAUAAUGUUCAAAUACUCUGCUUAUCUAAUGGUGAUGCCGAUGGCAAAGGGAAUGUUAGAAAGCAAGAGCUUUAUCAGGCUUGUGUAUCCCUCAAGGUUCCAAUGCAACAAGUGAAGAUUAUCAACCAUCCAGAUCUGCAGGAUGGUUUUGGUAAAGUUUGGAACCAUAGCUUAUUGGCAAAGAUUAUUGAGGAAGAAAUAACCAGUCACUGCAUUGAUAUGAUUAUUACUUUUGACAAAUACGGUGUCUCGGGACAUUGUAAUCAUCGUGACGUGCAUUAUGGAGUAUGCAGCAAGUUACUAUAUGAUACGUCAAGAGGAGAUAUCGAAGUUUGGGAGCUUGUCAGCACCAACAUAUUGCGCAAAUAUAGCGGUCCAAAUGAUAUAUGGUUAUCUAUGUUUUGGGCCAUGCUGCCCUCAAAUGGAACAGUGCAGUGCUUGGUAAAUGAACAUUCGCGUAGAAGUUUUAUUGCUAUGUCGCAACACAAAAGCCAAUGGGUUUGGUUUCGCAAGCUUUUUGUAAUCUUGUCCAGUUAUACUUAUAUGAACACUCUUAGAAAGAUCAAGUGA
Lathyrus sativus (Indian pea) is the source of this 780-nucleotide messenger RNA. The record is from the annotation of a GenBank genome assembly. NCBI's taxonomy places the organism in Eukaryota, Viridiplantae, Streptophyta, Magnoliopsida, Fabales, Fabaceae.